AUGUCUCCAACAAAGCGCUCCUCGCGAGCCCGCCGAGGCUCGGUUCGAGAUGCGACCGUUGAGCGCCGAGACGAUUCAUCGCCCUCGCGCCCGGUGAAGCGCAGGAAACAGGCCCAGGCCAACUCUUCGGAGCACGACAUCCCCGAGGAGCCCGAUUCCAGUCUCGUCGCCGACACGUCCGUAGUGAACCUUCACGACGCCCUCGAAGUGGUGACCCGCGUCACGCAGAACCUGACGUCGCCGCGCGACCAGGUCCUGCAGGCGAGCAAGGACCAUGCCAACGCCAUACACGAAGAGAACCAGGAGGGAGUCCAGGCCUUUGCCAAAAUAGCCGGCCACGACUGGACUUACUACGUCACCAAGACCACCAUCAACAUCGGCCGCACCUCGGACCCGCCGCCAACACACCAGGACGAGGAGAAUAAAGACUUUGUCCACAUCGACCUGGGCCCCAGCAAGAUGAUAUCGCGCCAGCACGCCAUGAUCACCUUCAACUCCACCUGGACGCUCGAGGUCAAGGGCCGCAACGGCGUCAAGUUGGAUGGCGAGCCCCAGAAGCAGGGCGUGUCGACCCCACUGACAAGCGGGAGGGUCAUUGAGAUUGGCGGCAUCGAGAUGAUUUUCGUUCUCCCCCUCGAUAGCGCGCCGCUGCGCAUACACCCCACAUAUAUUGAGCGGGCCGGGCUCCAGGGCACCGAGUUCUCCGGCACGGGCAAGGAUUCCGAGGUUGUUGAGGACGCUCUCCGGCCCACCACCUCGUCCAGCGCCGUCCAGGCCGUGAGCGGGAGGGUCGCGCUGCCCCGUAGCCAACCAUUGCCCCAGACGAUCGCGCCGGCGCCCCCCGACUACAGGCGCCCAGGGACACCGCCGUCGGUGCGCAGCCGCGGCGCCGGGUCCCAGAACAGGUCGCCGCAGUUCAAGGAUGGCACUAUGCUCAUGAACCCCAAUGAUGUCGACCUGAGCCUGGACGAGAACAAGCACAUCAAGCCCCAGUACAGCUAUGCGCAGAUGAUCACCCAGGCCAUCAUGAACACGGCCGACGACAAGCUCAACCUCAACGGCAUCUACACCUUUAUCAUGCACAACUACUCGUACUAUAGGCACCAGCAGGCUGCCGGCUGGCAGAAUUCCAUCCGCCAUAACCUGUCCCUAAACAAGGCGUUUGAGAAGGUGGCAAGGUCGACAGACGAGCCUGGCAAGGGUAUGAAGUGGCAGAUCGUGCCCGAGGUCAAGGACGAGAUGACAAGAAGCGCAUACAAGGGAGGGCGCGGCGGCCACCGCGGCUCUUCAAACCCGUCCUCUCCGAACCAGCUCAACUAUGUGAAUCAGGGCCCGAGAGAGAUGGCAGCCAGAGACCUCGGUUCCUCGCGAAAGCGCAAGGUCUCGCCGUCUGGCUCGCCCCAGCCCCGCUCAGCCCUUCGUGACCUGCACAUGACACCGGACCGCAGCUCCCGUCGUCUCCUCCCCGGUGAGUCGGGUCUGGGGAUCGAUGGCAGUCCGCUACCACGCUUCCGUAAGACGGCAGCAGCAGCGGUGGCCCUGCCGUCCACAGAGGCGACAGACGAGCUGCAGCCCGAGGAUAACAUCCCUCGGUCACCCACUCUCACUUCCUCGUAUCUCCAGGAGGACGGUGGGUCGUUCGUAACACCGGCGCCGCACCGAGUCAACCUGCGGCUCGCCCCGCCCAGCACUGCUCAGCGGCCCAGCCAACAUAUGCCAACGAGCUCGCCAGCGCCGUUCUGGAAGUAUGCCGACAUCGGAAGCACGCCAUUGAGGGGCCCGUCGGCUCUAGAUUUCAGCCCAUCGAGGCCACGACUGGAACCUCUGCCACAGAGCAGCAGCCCUCCCCAGGGCCCGAGCAAGUCUCCUGUUCAGAGCCCAACAAGACGCACAGCGCGGCUUGGAGGGGAGCUGUUGCAACCAAAACCAGGACCACCGGAGCAGCCCCCUGCUGCAAACGAGGUUGAGGAGGAUGGAGGGUUCGACCUGACAAAGGGAUUCCAAAGCAUCGGUUCUUAUCACGCACCAGUCAGCCGUGGCUUUCAAGUCGCACCCGCUGCCAAUGGCAGGUAGGGGAUCGUCGCCACUAUAAAAAUGCCCGAGCCUAACUCCAUCCAUAGCAUACGCAUGUGUCCUAUCGGAUUGUCUCCCAGCCGGUGCCUCUGAUCCUAUCCCUCACGGGAAAGGCUCGGACUAGGUACCAUCGAUUCCAUGCAACCCAGCCCACCCUCACGGGCACCUCUCUGAUGCACUCGGGCCUUGCCCACCCCACACUCUUUUUCUUCACGUUUUCCCCUCUGCCAUCGUGGAAGUCAGCCAAAUCUGGCUCCCCAAUCGAACAAGGCCACCACCCAGAAACCAGCGAUGACGGUCUGUGCUUGCGUUCACGCCGGCGUACUAUGAUGGUUUCGUAGCGUACUGCAUUUUUCCGCUCUCUUCUUCUCGUGUUCUUGUUGCUGCGCGCAGUGGCUUUGAGGCUCAUGCGACAGCGUUGUACUCACUCUCCUUUUGCUCGGUUCCAUCACGGAUGACACUGCAUUUAAGAGGCGAAUCGGUUUCGUGGGAGGGUUGGCUGGUUGGUUUUUUUUUUUUUUUUUUU
Gaeumannomyces tritici R3-111a-1 is the source of this 2599-nucleotide messenger RNA. Its product is annotated as forkhead box protein J2. The record is from RefSeq and is a predicted model, not a curated record. The coding region runs from base 1 to 2073 and encodes 690 amino acids. Gene Ontology annotation, biological process: regulation of transcription by RNA polymerase II. The transcript has 4 exons. Lineage: Eukaryota; Fungi; Ascomycota; Sordariomycetes; Magnaporthales; Magnaporthaceae. Gene Ontology annotation, molecular function: DNA-binding transcription factor activity, RNA polymerase II-specific; RNA polymerase II cis-regulatory region sequence-specific DNA binding; protein binding.